AUGGGAAAGGAGGCAGGUGGCUUGGGAAAUGUGGGAUAUACUCGGGAAGAUCUAAAACGAUAUCUUCGUACUCGACGGGAAAGGAGUUUGAAAUACGGAGAAGCAGUCACAUUCGACACAACCUACAAAACAAAUAAAGAAUACCGGCCUUUUGGAGUGUUUGUGGGUUUUAACCAACAUAGGCAAUUUGUGAUAUUCGGUGCUGCCCUUAUGUAUGAUGAGACUAUAGAUUCUUUCAAAUGGGUGUUUGGUACAUUUCUAGAAGUAAUGUACGAAAAGCGUCCAAGUACCAUACUAACCGACCAAGAUCACGCCAUGGCAGCCGUUCUUUCAGUUGUCAUGCCUGAAACAUUUCACGAUCUAUGUACGUUUCACAUAAGAUGUAAUUUUAUGAAACAUCUUGACAAUCACUACAAGGAAAAUAGUGACCUUCCAUACAUGUUUGGUGCCUGCAUGUAUGACAUUGAAGAAGUGAAACAAUUCAACAAGUUGUGGGAGGCGAUGGUGAAGAAGCACAAUCUUGAAAAUAAUGAAUGGCUUUCCGGGCUGUAUCGAAUUCGUGAUAAAUGGGCAAGGUGCAUGAUGAAAGAAAGAUGGACUGCGGGAAUGCGAAGCACCCAACUUAGUGAAAGUCUAAAUGCAGCAAUAAAAAAUUAUUUGAAACUGGAUCACGACCUUGUGCAGUUCUUUAGACAUUUCAAUCUGGUGGUUGAUGAUAAGAGACAUAAUGAACUCAUUGCAGAAUAUGAAAUGAGGCAAAAGCUUCCCAUGGUAGGGUUGAGGCAAACACUUAUGCUUGUGCAUGCAGCAGAGACGUAUUCACCAACCGUAUUUGUUGCAUUCCAAAAUGAAUAUGGUGAGUCAACAUCUAUGGUUAUAUUGAGACAACAAGAUCCAAGGAUGUUUGUGGAGUUUGCGGUAAUGAGGUAUGAUGGAGGACCUGAAAGAAUAGUGGUAUUCAAUCGGACUGAUCUAAGUGUACGCAGUAGUUGCAAAAAAUACGAGAAUGAAGAAAUUUUAUGUGGGCAUGCGUUGAAGGUGUUUGAUACCGUGGGCAUAAAGACAAUUCCUCCGGAAUACGUUAAGAGGCGAUGGACAAAAAGACCUCGAGCUGGGGACUGUCGCAACUCGAGCAGCAAUGUCGGAGGACACCAGCAAAGUAGUAAUCACCGUCAUAUCCAUUUGGCAAAGAGAGUUGAGCUCCUCCUCUCAGAAAGUGAAGAGCAACCUUCACAAAAUCAUAAAAAUCUGAAUGUGGAGGAACGAGAUAAAAUUGAAAUUGUAAAUGAAAUGGGAGAGGCAAUAGUCGCAAGAGGCAUUAAGAAACGAGGCUGUGAGAAGAGAAGUAGAGUGAUGCGAAGUUGGGUCGAUAAAUUUGAUAGAGUAAAAAGAAAAUCUAAAUUGUCAAGAACUACAGAGACUACGGUCUCAGAAUCGGAGCCGACAUCGAUUGAAUUUGAUGAACACAUAUUUAUGGGAUGUCGCUCAUCUACUGACUCAGCGCAUUCAAGGAGCCAGUCAGUGAAUGGCCCUCCAAAUGCUGUUGCUCCCGAAAUCGAAGAAAGUGAAAUGGAGGAGCGUGCGGCAAUUUCAACACACUGUGAUAUUGAUGGAUAUAAUGUAUUUUCACCAUCACCACAGGAAAGAAAUAACACCCAGGGAUUGCGACUAACUGUUGACGUCGCCACCCUCAGAUGCAGACAAUUUGGAAAUGAAUUAGUGCAUGUCUUGAAUGAGAUUUGCGGCGUUUUUGGAAGCUCAGUUGUGAUUGGACCUCCAUAUCGUCCUGGUUGGGAAUGCUGCAUAUCUACGUUACAAGCAGUUAAUAAGGUGUUACAAGUUAUUCAUGUGCUUGUACAGGCACCUUCAAUAUUUCACUGUGUUCAAAUUUAG
Messenger RNA from Coffea arabica (coffee), 1893 nucleotides. The record is from RefSeq and is a predicted model, not a curated record. NCBI's taxonomy places the organism in Eukaryota, Viridiplantae, Streptophyta, Magnoliopsida, Gentianales, Rubiaceae.